Sinocyclocheilus anshuiensis is the source of this 959-nucleotide messenger RNA. Its product is annotated as patatin-like phospholipase domain-containing protein 2. Gene Ontology annotation, biological process: triglyceride catabolic process; lipid homeostasis. Gene Ontology annotation, cellular component: cytoplasm; membrane; lipid droplet. The coding region runs from base 42 to 743 and encodes 233 amino acids. The record is from RefSeq and is a predicted model, not a curated record. The transcript has 5 exons. Gene Ontology annotation, molecular function: triacylglycerol lipase activity. Lineage: Eukaryota; Metazoa; Chordata; Actinopteri; Cypriniformes; Cyprinidae.
GUAAUUUAUCGCACUUGCACUACAUAACCUCAGGGAUUCAUAUGUUGAAGAACAUGCAAGAAUCUGCUAAAGAAUGGAAUAUCUCUUUUGCUGGCUGUGGAUUUCUGAUGGCUUACUACUGUGGAGUCUAUAGCUGUUUAUUUGAACGGGCCCCGUUUCUUCUUAAGGGGGUGAAGAAGAUUUGUGGGGCUUCAUCUGGUGCUCUCAUGGGUGCAAUACUAGCAUGCCAAAUGUCUCCAGCCAAAUCCUGUGAAAAUUUGCUGGACAUGUCUCGAGAGACUCGGAAAGGCACUCUGGGUGCUGUGCAUCCCUCCUUCGACCUGCUGAAGAUAGUACGAAACUUCCUAAACCGUGACCUGCCUGAUGAUGCCCACCUACUCGCCAGUGGACGGCUGUUUGUGUCACUCACACGAGUGUCAGAUGGGACAAAUGUGUUGGUGUCUGAGUUUGACAGUAAAGAAGAUCUCACUCAGGCUCUGAUUUGUAGUUGCUUUUAUCCACUGUACUGUGGCGUGAUACCUCCAAGAUAUCAUGGAAUAGCCCACAUAACCUUGUGGUGGUGUUUCGUAAGGUCUUGGCUGAGAUGUGUCAAAAAUGGAUAUAAGGAUGCUUUCCUUUUUUUAAAAGAAAAUGAACUCCUGAAGCUCACAUCGCCGCUGUCAGAGCUGACCCUAAUAGAUGAAUGGGAGAAUAUUCCAACAUCUAAGAAAUAUAUUAGUGAAAACAAGCUAAGAGUGACCUAAAUAAGAAUUGCUGCCUUCAGUUACUUACUCAUUCAGAAAUAUCCAACUCUUCACCAACUCCCUUCAACUUCAAACCCAACUCACUUACCAGCACCACCUCUUCUUACAUACACCGUGUAAUUAUUUUGAAUAAAAAAGGUUUCAGUAACCUUUUGAAUCUUGAUUUUUAUGUAAUCACACCACUUUAACUUACUUAAACUGCCUAUAAAUUAAAGA